UAGGGGUUGUUCGAAAUCAAUAAUCUGCGACUGUAAUCAAAUCCAUCAGUAAGCCCACCAGUGUGUCACUGUAUUUCAGUACUACGACGAACGUGCCUGUAGUGAAUUUGAUGUGAUGGAUUCUUCCUCUUCUGAGGACGAUGAAUUUCAAAAACGCCUUCAAGACGUUGUCCAGGGAUCUGAGUUGGGUUUGAAAGCAUCGCAGCCAGCUUCUCAACGUAAAAGCUCGAAGCCGUCUCUUCGCCACAAACAAGAUGAGGACAGUGAUGAUGGUGGUGAUAGUGUUUCGUCUGCCGGCUUCAAAGCCCAUAUGUCCAAAAAGCUUUCAGCAUUCUUGGAUGAGUCUAUUGUAGAAAUCAGCACAUCGCCAUCAACCAACGUUGCUACCAAGAGCACAGAAUCUGAAUGGACCGGGUUGAAGCUGUUUUCUACAUCUGAUGGAAGCCGGGUUAAGACGAUAGUCGAGGUACAACGUGAGCUCGAUGCUCACCUACCACAGAGGCGUCGGCGACCGUCAGUGUCUUCAGGCAGUGAAGAUGAUGAUGAGGAGAUAAGAAGACUAGCUUCAGCUGCCGUCUGCGGGGAGGAUAUAGUUGAGAGGGGUGACAUGAAGAACACUGACCCAACAAUGGGAAAAAGUUCGGCGAAGGCGCGCCAAGAAGGUGUAGUCAUUGACCGGCAACCAGUUGCUUCCAUUGACUACACAGCCUUGCGUCCACCUGUCAAGGAGCAGGAAGUGCAACCUAAGAAGGGAAAAAAGAAGAAGAAAAAGAAGAAAACCGAUGGACCCUCUGACUCCUCUGACGACAAUGUUUCAGUGGCCAAAAAGGACGCAUGUGAUGAAUUGACGUCCAUCAAGGUGAAGACGAAAAAGAAAGGAGUCGAACUGGCCGAGGAGAAUCCUUGUGAAGACAUUGUGGCGGUGAAGCAUAAACCGAAGAAAAAGAAACAUAAAGAGUGCAAACAAUGAAUUGAUGUAAUAAAGCCUCUGGUAUCUAAUUCUGCAGGUCAGUGGUUGAAGUGACACUUCUGAGUUUCACAUUCCUGGUCCUGGGAUCGUGCCUUUCAUAGAUGUGUCUACUCUCCCGCUUGAAGCAGCGCACAAAUGCCAAUACUUCCUUGAAAAUGGCUGACUUUUAUAAAAUUAAAAUCUUCCUGCUUUCUUUCUUUUAAUUUGGAACUUUGUAGGGCAGUAUUUUGUAGACUGCUAUGUCCACAUAUGCCUGCUGUACGGUGAGGUUUGGAAUUUUAUUGUUCACAUCAGCUCA
Molecule: messenger RNA, 1268 nt
Organism: Sycon ciliatum
Lineage: Eukaryota; Metazoa; Porifera; Calcarea; Leucosolenida; Sycettidae
Product: protein CUSTOS-like
Exons: 8
Coding region: 116-970 (284 amino acids)
Biological process (GO): Wnt signaling pathway
Source: RefSeq, a predicted model, not a curated record